CAGCGGCUCAUCUGUGCCUUCUCUCCCACAGCAGAGGGAGGGAGGGGGUGAGGCGGGCUGGUAACCGGGCUGAACGUGAAUAACCUGCAGCCUCCGUCUCUCGGAUGCUCUGAUGGAGUAAACCGGGCAAAGAUGCGCUUUUUGGGGCCUGUUCUGUUGAACAUGGAAUGGGUUUCCAUGGCAACUCAGUGAAGCUUGGAUCUGGGGUUCAGAGGUCGCCAACUAAAACUACGCUUCCCCCUUUACCCCCGUACCCACGUUUACCGCCCCGUGUCCCUGGAAUCUGCCAUCUAAGACCCUCCCCUUUGGUUUCUCCUCGCACAUCACCUCACGGAGACGCACUCCCGAACAGCAACAGCGGCCGCUCAGCUUUUGAUGUCGAGCAAUCAGCUCCUCGCCACGCCCUCCUAGUCAUCUCCGGUAACAACUCUCACGCCCAGGCCUCAAGAUGAUGUGCGAGGUGAUGCCCACCAUCUCGGAGGACGGGCGCGGUGGUGGAGGGGGUGGCUCGUCGUCUCCGGCGGGCGUCGGAGGGAUGGGCGGCGGGAUCGGGGGCGUCGGGGGCUACAGCGGUCGAGACCCUCGGGGCGGCGGCAGCGGAGGAAGCGACGAAGGAGGAAGCACGGGGAACCUGGAAUCGCUGAUGGUGAACAUGCUGACGGAGCGAGAGCGGCUGCUGGAGAGCUUGAGGGAGACGCAGGACAGCCUGGGGACGGCGCACCUCCGCCUGCGGGAGCUGGGCCACGAAAAAGAGUCUCUGCAGAGGCAGCUGUCCAUCGCUCUGCCGCAGGAGUUUGCAGUGCUGACCAAAGAGCUGAACCUCUGCCGGGAGCAGCUGCUGGAGCGCGAGGAGGAGAUCGCAGAGCUGAAGGCUGAGCGCAACAACACACGACUGCUCCUGGAACAUCUGGAAUGCCUGGUGUCCCGUCAUGAGCGGAGCCUCAGGAUGACCGUGGUGAAGAGGCAGGCCCAGUCUCCCGCUGGGGUUUCCAGCGAGGUGGAGGUCCUGAAAGCUCUGAAGUCCUUGUUUGAGCACCACAAAGCUCUGGACGAGAAGGUGCGGGAAAGGCUACGAGUGGCCCUGGAGCGCGUGUCGGCCUUAGAAGAAGAGCUGCACACUUCCUCACAAGAGGUUGUAACUUUAAAAGAACAAGUCAAACGUCGGCAGCAAGGGCUGGAACCCGGCAAAGAGCGGCUUCCCAACGGCCCGUCUUCCAUCUUGGACGAUGGUGACACGGACCGACAGAGGGAGGGCGAGAUCGAGCGGCAGAGGUCAGAGCUGGGGCAGCUGAAGGAGAGGCUGGCCCUCAUGUGCCGACAGGUGGGGGAGAUUGAGGAGCAGCUCACAUCUGCAAGGAGGGAGCUGGCCCGAUCCGAGGAGGCCAACCAGAAACUCCAGCGGGAUUUAAAAGAAGCGCUUUGUCAGAGGGAGGACAUGGAGGAGAGAAUCACCACAUUAGAGCGCAGGUACCUGAGUGCCCAGAGGGAGGCAACGUCUCUCCACGACAUCAAAGAUAAGCUGGAAAACGAGCUGGCCAGCAAGGAGUCUCUUCACAGACAAAGCGAAGAGAAGAACCGGCAGCUUCAGGAGCGACUGGAUGACGCCAAGCAGAAGCUGCAGCAAACCCUGCAGAGAGCCGAGACGCUGCCUGAGAUCGAAGCGCAGCUCGCUCAGAGAGUGGCGGCUCUCAACAAGGCAGAGGAGCGUCAUGGUAACUUUGAGGAGCGGCUGCGACAGAUGGAGGCGCAACUGGAGGAGAAGAACCAGGAGCUACAGAGAGCGAGACAGAGGGAGAGGAUGAACGAUGAACACAACAAGCGUCUUUCCGACACCGUGGACAAACUGCUGUCUGAGUCCAACGAGCGGCUGCAGCUUCAUCUGAAGGAGAGGAUGGCUGCUCUGGAGGAGAAGAACGCCCUCUCUGAGGAGCUGUCCAACAUGAAGAAGCUCCAGGAUGAUGUGUUGGCAAACAAGGACCAGCUCAUAGCGGAGCUGGAGCGUCUCCAGCUGGAGUUGGAUCAGCUGAGAGCGAGGCCUGGGGGCUCUUAUUCAAGCCGCUCUCUGCCGGGCAGUGCCCUGGAGUUGAGGUACUCACAUGGAUGCGGGUCGCUCCCAGCAGGCUCCACCACUCACCUGGACCCCUUUAGUAACACCUCCGCCAUGGCUGUGGGGCGGCGGAGAGACCGGGCUCGCUGGAGCUCGGCCCGCGAGGACUCAAGCAAGUAUCCAGACUGGGAGAGUGGCGCUCUGUCGGGAACCGGCUAUGAGCCAGGCAUGGACAUAGGCUGCUCUGAUGACGACGAUGACGCCGAGCGACACUUUGGCUCCGGGCUGCUGUCGCCCAGUGGACAGACGGAUGUGCAGACUCUGGCCAUCAUGCUGCAGGAACAGCUGGAGGCCAUCAAUAAGGAGAUCAAGCUGAUCCAGGAAGAGAAGGAGAACACAGAGUUACGGGCCGAGGAGAUCGAGAGCCGAGUGAGCGUGGCUUUGGACAGUCCGCCCAUUCCUCCCUCCUCCCUGGGGAGAGACAGCGCCGGACAGGGUUUCAUCCCUUCAUCCAUCACGUCCUCCACCCUGGCCUCUCCUUCUCCACCCAGCUCGGGAACUUCCACCCCCCGUCUGCCUCACUCCCCGGCCCGUGAGAUCGACAGACAGAACAGCAAAGAUGACGACCGCGCCCUUGCUCUCAUUGACUCCACGCCUCCUUCGACUCCUAUCCUGUCCAGUCGUGGUCUGCGGCUGGACCGGAUGGCGCUCACCCAUCCAGGAGCCAUGCUCGAUGACCCCCGCGAGUUUCGCAGCCUUUCUGCAGAUGGCAGCAGCUCCAACAGCAGCCAAGAUUCUCUGCACAAGUCCAGCAAGAAGAAAAGCAUCAAGUCUUCCAUUCGUGGGUUUUUUGGAAAGAAGGAGAAAGGACGGAUGGGCCAACCCGGGCGUGAAGGAUCUGUUUCUGCAGCCUCCACACCCUGUGAAGACACGUCGUCAGGAGAUGCCAUGGGGAUAAACAAGACAGGCACUCUUGGUCCGGCAGACAAAGACCGCCGCAGCAAAAAGAAGCAUGAACUGCUGGAAGAAGCUUGUCGUCAAGGGCUUCCCUUUGCGUCUUGGGAUGGGCCUACUGUUGUGUCCUGGUUAGAAUUGUGGGUUGGAAUGCCCGCCUGGUACGUCGCCGCCUGUCACGCCAACGUGAAAAGCGGCGCAAUCAUGGCCAACCUGUCGGACACAGAGAUCCAGCGGGAGAUCGGCAUAAGUAACCCGCUGCACCGCCUCAAGCUGCGGCUGGCCAUCCAGGAGAUGGUGUCCCUCACCAGCCCGUCGGCGCCGGCUAGCACACGCUCUUCCACCAGUAACGUGUGGAUGACCCAUGCAGAGAUGGAGUCUCUGAACGCCGCCACCAAACCCCCGGAGCUGAAAGAAUUCAGCUGGGAUCAGAUACUGGCCUAUGGUGAUAUGAAUCACGAGUGGGUGGGCAACGAAUGGCUGCCCAGUCUGGGCCUGCCGCAAUAUCGCAGCUAUUUCAUGGAGUCCCUGGUGGAUGCCCGAAUGCUCGACCACCUGACCAAGAAAGAGCUUAGAGGACAGCUGAAGAUGGUGGACAGUUUCCACAGGGUCAGCAUGCACUACGGCAUCAUGUGCCUAAAGCGCCUAAACUACGAUCGCAAGGAGCUGGAGAGGAGGAGAGAAGAGAGUGUCCACCAGAACAAAGAUGUGAUGGUCUGGUCCAAUGAGCGUGUGAUGUGCUGGGUGCAGAGCAUCGGGCUGAAGGAGUACGCCGACAACCUCCGGGAGAGCGGCGUGCACGGCGCUCUGCUGGCUUUGGACGACACGUUUGACUACACAGACCUUGCACUGCUGCUGCAGAUUCCCAAUCAGAACACGCAGGCCAGACAGCUCCUGGAGCAAGAGUACAACUCCCUCAUCUCCAUGGGAACAGAGAGACGACCCGAUGAGCAGGAUGGAGCGAAGACGUUCACACGCUCUCCCUCCUGGAGAAAGAUGUUUCGGGAGAAGGACCUCCGCGGCGUGACCUCCGACUCCUCCGAGACCCUGCCUGCUAACUUCCGUGCCUCCGCCAUCUCCACUCCAUCUGUGACCCUAAGAAAGGUUCAGAGUGAAGCCAGCUCUGGUGCCCGGGGUGAAUCCGCCUCAGUGAGGACGUACUCCUGUUGAGGGGCUGAGGUGCUGACCGGACCUGGAGGAAAAGGACCUUCUCGCUCAUCCACGGAGAAAGAAGCAAUUAAUAUAACCGUUUUCACUUCAAUUAAACGUACGUCUCUGACCAUUUUGCAAUAACAGAAGCUUAGGAAGAAAUGGGAAAGUGACAUGAAGAAUGUAUUCUCAGACUAGAAGGGUUGAGAGCUGUUUUCUCUCCGUCUUCUCUCUCUUUACGGCCUUCUGCACUGUGGGCUGAAUCGGUUAGCUCGCUGCAGGCCGUGCAGGAUUCCUGUCAGUCAGGAAGAUUUCUCUUGCUAGCAUUUUUCCUUUCACUUUCAGGAUUGAAAAACAAGAGUGCUGUUGGCGGGAGUGAGCCAUUGUGAUCUGUUUGUUGGCGUUUAUAAAAAAAAAAACCUGGAUUCAGACCGUUUAGCUUCAGCCACAUCUGAGGGACUCUCUUAUAGACUGUAUCUGAGAGCUGGACAGUGAAAGUGUGAAAAAGGCUAACAUCCAGCUCCAACCAAAUGAAGUCAAGUCAGUCUGCAUUUUUUCGCAAUAUGUUGAAACCAGAUAAAGGGUGUGUCCAAAUUGGAGGGCUGCGUUCUUCCUGGGCUGCUGACCUCAGAGCGCCGCGACAAUUGCUGCCCAAAUUCAACGACUCCUUCAGAUGCGGCCAACAAACACGGCCGCCUUUUUCCCGAUUUCAAGGAUUGUCUGGUGUAUCCUUCUAUGCUGAAGAUGCAUUGUGGCCCAACCCGGAGAUUUUCCCACAACAAUGACGGACUGCAAAGUGGGAGGCGGAGUUGGAAAUAAUGACACCUUUUUAUAAUUACACCUCCAAGAUUAAAAGUUGGAUCAAAUAAGCUCCAUGCCUGGUUCACUACUCCUCUCUGUUCGGGACUCACGGUUGCUAGGCGACAGGACAUUCGCCGAUGUAGCGGCUGGAAUUAUCCAAAGGCUAAACUCGUCCAAAUUCACAGUCGUUAACAUCCGACCUACCGGCUCGGCGAAGGACCCGGCCAUUGAAGGAAGCAGCUCUCGAUUUUGGACACAGCCAUCGUCAGAAAGCAGUGAUUGGUGCGAGUUGGUCGAAGUCAAUGUUUCUACGGCAACCACUUUCACCAAACCAGGAGUGAGCUUGUUGGAAGUCCACACCCCCUACCACCUGAAAGCGGGCUUAACUAAAUAAUUUUGAACGCUGGGGCCAGGAGGCUCCACCUAAUUUUGUUGAGACACCUGAUUGGUCAGUUUAUAACUUGAACCACAGAAAGAAUAUAAAGGAAUGAAGAUUAUCAAGAAUGACUAAGUGGCAGCUGUUUAUUUCUCUAUAGAAGUCUAUGGAAUUUUGGCUGUUUGGAGCAAACGGGCACUUCCUGUUUGCAACCCCAGGGGGGAAGGGGUCACUCAGUCCAGUUCUCAUAUACAGUCCUUGGACCCUCCCCAGGCUUAUCCGUUAGCACCCAAGUGAUCUUUUUUUUUAAUAUGGAGAUGAAAGGCUCAGAGGGGUGGGGAUGAGGCGUCCCGCAGAGCUGUUAAGUUUGCUAACUAGGUGGCAGGAAACCCUCGAGUCACUUUAAAUGUAAUCAUCUCAAAAAGGUUAACUCUCCUGGCGGGGCCUGGUCUGAAACCCGGAAAUGAGAACUUCUAUAGUUCUUUAUAACUCAGAAGUUUUCCCGAAUGGACGACACUUUAUGUCUGAAGUUUUUAAGAAAUGCUGGUGUGGAUGAAUCCUUCAUAAAAGAGGGUUUGUUUGGGUGAAGGCAGAGCUGAUGGAGAGACAAAAACAGCAGUUUACAAGGAGAAAAACAAUCCAAAAAGGAAAAUGGGACAUUUGAUUGAACACACAAGCCAUAACAGGAAUGAAAAGCUUUUCAGAAGAUGGAAAGGCGGCAGCAGGAGGAGGAGGAGGAGGAAGAGGAGGAGGCCCAGGAAACAAAACCUUUAGCCUUUGUGUUUACGAUGCAUGUCAAAUAACGACUAUGACCUAAAACUUUUCUUUUUUGGUAGUGAAGAUGAGGUGUUUUAAAAAAAAACACACCAAAAAAAACAAACAAGAAAAAUUAUAUAACUGUAUGAUAAACUUACAAGGGGAGGGGAAGCCUGGGGGAAUCAAUUUGUAAAAUGUGUGUAUUUUUUUCAGUUGUAUUUUUUAUUUUUUACAAUAACUACUUAUUUUCUUCAGGUAUGUAUUGGAUAAAUGUAUGUACAUGUUCUUGACUUCAUUUCAACGGUAAUCACGAAACAUUGAAAAUGUUGGAUUCCAAUAAUACGUGUACAUUUUGAGAACAAAUUGUGCAACGAUUUAAACAGAUCCAUGACUGAAGUGAUCGUCAGACGAGUUGAAAAUAUCAUCUGGAGAAAA
Oryzias latipes (Japanese medaka) is the source of this 6518-nucleotide messenger RNA. It is a transcript of the gene ppfia3, whose product is annotated as PTPRF interacting protein alpha 3. Gene Ontology annotation, molecular function: protein binding. Lineage: Eukaryota; Metazoa; Chordata; Actinopteri; Beloniformes; Adrianichthyidae. Gene Ontology annotation, cellular component: presynaptic active zone. Gene Ontology annotation, biological process: synapse organization. The record is from RefSeq and is a predicted model, not a curated record.